UCGUGCGCGCAUUCCUUCCCUAGCUGAGCUUCGUAGUUGUAGGCUUCGUCUCAACCGCUCACUCAACGGUUACGGCAGAGAUGGCUCCUGAGCCUCGUAAGGGUGGUCUCAAGAAGAAAGAACCCAAGGCCAAGCGCAAGAAGAAGGGCAAGUCGGAUGAUGGUACCCAAGGGGACAAGGACGACAGUAAGGAAGAGAAAAAGAGCAUGAAGGGCAAGGAUGACAAGGAUGAUAAGGAGGAGAAUAAGGAAGAGAGAAAGGACAAGAAAAAGGACAAGAAAGACAAGGAUGAUAAGAAGGAGGAUAAUGAAGUCGAGAAGGAAGACAAAAAGGACGGCAAGAAAGACAAGGAUGAUGAGGAGAAUAAGGAAGAGAGAAAGGACAAGAAAAAGAGCAAGAAAGGCAAGGAUGAUAAGAAGGAGGAUAAUGAAGUCGAGAAGGAAGACAAGAAGGACGGCAAGAAAGACAAGGAUGAUGAGGAGAAUAAGGAAGACAAGGAGGACGGCAAGAAAGACAAGGAGGAUAAGGAGGAGGAUAAGGAAGACAAGAAGGACGGCGAGAAAGACAAGGAGGAUAAGGAGGAGGAUAAGGAAGACAAGAAGGACGGCAAGAAAGACAAGGGUGGCAAGGAGGAGGAUAAGGAAGACAAGAAGGAAGGAAAGAAAGACAAGAAGGCAAAGAAAUUGAAAAAGUACAAGGCGAAAUCUAAGCGAAAGCUCCCGGAGGAUCUGCCAGGCGCACCUGGCGGUGCUGGCAAACGAAAGAAGUCGGACACAAAGUCUUCAGGUGGUGAAGACAGCAAUGUCGAAGAGAAGGGAGAGAGCGCAAGCAAUAUUACUGUUGCGUCUGCAGCGGCAGAUGAGGUUGCAGAUGCCGCAGGUGUCGGGCCAAAACCCAAAAAGAAGGACGGUGCGCCUCCUGUUACGGAACCAUCCACCGCGGUCGGAGAUCUACCAACGGCCCCACCAACUGGGCCUGCACAGGCAGAACCGGACGUAACUGCAACCACAGCUGCCUCAGGAACAGAGCAAGUUCCAGCCGGACAAGCACUGAAAGAUUCAGAGGAAUCUGCGAAGAGUGAGCCGUCUGCGCAGCCACCUACCACACCCGCCGUGCCGUCAACUGUACCGCCACCUGCGCCACCAUCGAAACCGUCCGCAACUGCUGAACCAUCCACAACGACUCCCAAGACAGGGACGGAACCGUUAGCAGAGUCAGCUAAAGUAACGCCGGCACGUCCACCAGAUACCACUGCUGAUACCGUCCCACAGUUUUCGGCACAAGAACCAUCCCUGGUGACAGCUCCACUUGAAGAUCAGAAACAGCCAGCGGUGGCAACUAAAUCUUCAAAGGGAUUCACCAUUCGUAUAGCGGAUGCUUUGAGCUCUUUUGGAAGCCUUUUUAUGCGUAAGAGCACGUCCGAAGUGUCAUCUUCUAGUGUUAUUAAACCACAGGGGAAGCCGCAGACAGCAGAAGUUCUGCAACAACCGCAAGCUCCGGACCAGCCACAACAUAAGCCUGCCGAACCACAAGAAGUCCAACAACCAAAACCGCAAUCAACCGUAUCGGCACCCACGGUGCUGGAACACACAAAGACGAUCAGGGGCAUUAUAAAAGGUACGCGUCCUCCAACUGUUGUUAAAGAAGUCGAAUAUGAGGAGGUCGAUUACUGGACAGCGGGAUCGACAAGCGAUAGCGACGUCGUGCGGCCCACCACAACUGUGACUUCUUGCAGCGUCGAAUUCUACGCUUCUCCUUCCAAAGAAAGCUCGUCGGAGGAACAGAACCACUUAUGGAAAUCCCAUGGUUCGGUCGAACAGAAGUUCGAACAAACUAUCGAGAAGAUUUUGGCCAAGUACGGCUUACCGACUUUCCGCCCAUCUUCAGAGUUCUCCAGCGAUAUCUCCGAUGACUUCACUGGCUGGGGGCAGAACAUAGCUUUGGCCCCAACUGAGGCAUUCCGACCAGACGCUGUAGCACGAAUCGAAGACCCCCUGGAUCCAUAUGGAAAGCCGUUGGUCACAUCGGACUUCAUAGUAUCAGCAGCGUCCAGGCGGGUAAGAUGGGCCGCAGCCAUGGCCGAGAACCUUCGUGUCGCCGCGCAGGCCAUUCAGCAAGUCGACCUGUUCCAACGUGAUGCACGCGGGCAGAGGGAUCGUUUCGCUACCGAGCUGCUGCGACGUGCUGCUCUUGCAAGCAAAGACGCUCGUGCUGCCUCCAAAGCGGUCGUCAAGGCGAAGGAAGCGUCAAAGGACAGAUCAAGAAGACGGAGGUUGGAAGGAACCUUCGACAGCCACCCUUCUUUAAAGGCAUUUGCUGCGAAUGCUAAUGCAUCGUUCAGUACCUUUCAAACCAACAGUAGCGCUGAAUCUGCGGGAAAAAGCCAAACUUCCAAAGCAAUUGAGAGACUGCCCUCGAGACAGAAGGCGCUAUCGGGAGAACAGACUCUCGCGGGACGUCCAGAAAAGAUUCCAGAAGGUCGGGAAUUAGUUGCGAAGGCACCAACGUCUCAGCCCUGUUGGGGAGACGCGCUUGUCCAAACAACACCAGGGAAACGUACGGUGAGCGCAGGCAGUAGCAAACCAUCCAGCGAUUCGGUAAUGGGACGAGAAACAAAGUUUACGUUCGCCGUUUCUGACAGAGAGACAAGAGGGAAGAGCACUACUUGCGUUUUCUUUAGACCCAGCAGAAGACUUCUCCAAGAGCAAAUGCAGGCACGCAGCGUUGACAAAGGACGGAAGCAAACGGAAGAGUGCGAAGUUUGCGGUUUUGCAAUAGAGACGAAGCCGUCCUUCAGGAUCGAGCACGAGACGCCAGCAGGAACGGAAUCUUUGGCCUGGUGUGACAGAUGUAACGACCUCACGCGCACUCAUGUCGCGGCAUCUUCACCGAUGGCUUCAACACCUUCAUUAGCGACCUCUGCACCACAAAAGAAGAAACGUGCGGACGAGAUUCCACGGGCGAGCAUUGAAGAAAAAUUCUACACAGCUCCAGAGGAAGUAAACGGUUCCGACACGUUGAAAUCAAAGAAGAUAACCUCGACCAUUAAGCCUGAGCGUACUGAUGCGUAUACAAUGGCAAGUUAUUUUUCUGACAGCGUGUACAGCCCAGGUCAGCGUUCUUACAUACCUGUCUCAGACAACAUGCCCAGUGCCGGUCCCGCAGCAACAGACAUCGUAGCAAAUGUAGCACUUUCUAGUCCUAUGCGUGGCGCACAGCAGACUAAUGCUCUUGGAGACAGUAGGCCAAGAAGCCCACUUUCAGGUGGCGCUAUCCCCGGAACACAACUUUCAAGCAAUCAGUACUCAACCAGGGCGCCACUGUCUCCUGGAGACACAGUUCGAGUUUUGGAUCUUCUUGCCGAACAAGGCAGGGAUCAAGGAAUGAUUCUCGCUGCUGUCCCAGGGACGGGAGCUGGAGUUUAUAGCCCCGUAGGUAUGCAGGGAGUGGUACGAUACCCGUUGAGUGCACAUGCUGGGGAACGACCUCCAUAUCUCACGCGAGAUUCGUAUGGAAGUGUGUACUUCACGGCGAACGAGGAACUAAGUCCACAAGGCACUGUACCAGUUGCAGCGUUGAGUCCUAGGACGGGAGUAAUGCCAGGAGCGAUGCUUCGACAGAGACUAGGCGUUGAUUCUGUCGUGCAGAGUCCACGGUUCCAAAUGAUGCCGGCACUAGCAGACAGCCCGACGGCAAGUAUGGCUCUAGCACAGCAGCCAUACUUCAGCCCAGGGUUAGCAGAAGCACAAGACGCAGGAACCGCUGUGCUGUCUUCAUUUCCACAGGGUGAGGAAAUCUUGAUAGCGGCACCUCUCCCUGCAGGCAGAGGAUUCGCUGCGGCGGCUACAGUGCGUACUCCAGUACAUGGUAAUCUCCCCGCUGCUCAACUAGUUCCGGAACAGUACAUGUCCCCUAUUGCAAACGAGCAAGACGAUCUUAUUAAACGGACUGGCCCGCAAUAUGUAGAACUUGUCACGGCAGAUACACCGCAAGCUCAACUACGUGAUACGCAAGCAAAAAGCCAAGAAUUACGUAAUGUACCCGCAUUACAGGCUGAGGAGCAAGAAGUGUCUAUGCCGUAUGCAGCAAAAGCCCCAGAUACAGUAGUGGUCGUAGAAGAAGACAUUAGCGUGGCUGCUGCUCCAGCUAUGGCGGAAGAAAGACCAAGCCAGCCAGCGACGCCAGUCUUGGUGCAAGGGCAAGAACCCCUAAUGACACCGUUCGACGUACAGGGACCAGAUCAACAAGCUAUGUCUGAGGUGCCUUUGCAACAGCAGACAUUGUCACCUCAAGCUGCAGGACCUGUACAGCAAAUCACUGGUGCUGCAACGACCCCAGACAAAAACGCAAACGAAGUCGAAGCAUCGUGGAAGGAACUCAGCACCACUGUAGUCUUGUACCCUGAGAGCGCUAUAGUUUGUCUCAUAGCUGUUGUCUGCGGCUUGUGGGUGAUCUACCAGAUUAUUAAUCCACCUCAUUAUGCAGAGAACAGCACAGUAGCAAGAAAGGCUGUGCAAGGUAUUAAUGUACACUACAGAAUGGAUCUGCCAAUAGCAGGAAUCCGCACAACAUAUGAGGACUACGACACCGAGGUCCAUACACAUGAUUUCAAUGCUACAAAGAACAGCCGCACGUCUCGUAAGCCGACAACUCCCACCAUGGACCUCACCUGCACUACAGUCCUGUGUCACCGAGAAGCGAGGUUUCUCGACGGCAUUUUGCGAGGAGAUCCCUGCCAGAAUUUCUACAAUUACGUCUGCAAAAAGGUGGUGCAAGAACGUCAUCCUUACACUGGCGUACCCAUAUCCACAGAUACGAUCAUAGUAGAUAAUCUCGAAGAUCGCGCCCUAAAAUAUCUGAAUCAGAUAGCCCAUGAGGAUGUGAAACUCGCGAGGGAAAUGCUGUCUGAAUGCAUUAACUCGCGGCCACAAGACCAUGCUGACGAGGCUACGGACAUCGUACGAUCGUACUCUCCAACCGGAUCCUGGCCGUUGCAAGAGGUCUCUUCGCCCGACAUUCCAUGGACAAUGGCUGGACGCGUACUCCGAGACCUGGGCAUCGGAGCUCUGCUGACGGCGUCCCUGGAGCAAAACCCUCUUGCAAGCGGAGAGGUUGUUGUCAGUAUCGACAAGCCAUCACUUCUGUAUUUAGACGAGGAUACCGACAAGAUUCUUAACAAGAUCUACCGGGCUAUCGAGGACGUAGUCCCCCUUGUGAACCCCUCCGCAAACGCCGCGGCUGUCGCGGAAAUGAUAGGUGACGUCGUUCGGCUGUUCGCUCGGAAGUUUACGCAGGAGUUCCACUACGACCCAGAACCGCUUCCCGUAGCGGACCUUCACGCGGGCGUCAAGAAAGUGUUAAUUACCGUCUUCGGGAGCCCGUUACCUCCUGCGGUGCUCGUCAAUACAGCUCGGUUUAUGGGACCCCUGGUGAAAGCAGUGACCACGAAUCCUGCCGCGCACACUAAUUACGUCGGCUUCCUGACGUUGCUCUUUUUCGCGCCAUACCUCGGUAUCCCAUCACUGACUGAAGUCUUCCCACUGAUCCUUACAGCACCUCCUGCCGACUCUCAGCGUCUAUGUUCGAGGCUCGUCGAACGUGUCAUGCCCAUGGCGUACAUGAGGGCUUUAGCUCACGAAUUCACUUCCGUGCCGUUCGCCCACGUGUGGGCCAUGCGGGUAGAGAACAAGUUCUUCAAAGCGCUGUCCAGGUUGAAGUGGCUGUACGCUGCUGGGGCACACGGUGACACUGUGGACGCGCAUUUGGUUAAGUUUAAGUUGAAGCGGAUACGAGUGGCCCACUUCUUCCCAUUGAGAACAGUCCAUAACGCCAGCUGGGCAAUAUACGAGAGCCGACUGAGAAGAGAACUGGGCCGUGCACGAGGGCCCCUGGGUCGGGUGCUGGCAGCGGCGAAACUGAGGCAACGGGAUGGCAACAUCACAUCAAUCUUCGACGUGAAGGCGUCGUACGUAGCACGGAAGAAGCUGCUCUAUAUUCCAGUAGGCAUCGUCAACGCCAGUGUCCCCGCGAACAGCACAUUAUUUUACUUUCAAACCGCGCGCUUCGGGGUACGCGCCUACCGGGCGCUGCUGGCCACACUCCGCGCGGACUCUGCGGGUACCGGCGACCUCGCCUUCAGCAGCGCCUACAAACAACGUCUACGGCAGAUCUACGGGUGCCUCGAAGAAGACUAUAGAAACGCCCCCGAACAGCUCAAGUCUGGCUCCGCCACGCAACCGCCGGGAAAUCUCCUCUUGGAGCAAGCGGUGGCAACGAUGCUUGCCUACAGAACUUUCCAGGAGCUCAUGGACACGACCAAGAACGUACUGGCGUCGGACUUCAAGCUGCCGGGACUUGAACAGUUGUCGUCCGAUCAGUUGUUUUUCGUCUACUUCGCGCUUGACAACUGCGAGAGGAAUGACUACUCCGUGACCGGCAGGCAGUCCUAUGUGGCGGCAAGUGUGCGGGUGAAUUUGCCGUUACGGCAGUGGGAACAGUUCGGAAGAAUCUUCCGGUGUAGGGACGGGCGUGACAUGGUGGCGUCCGAUGCUUGUCCUCUGAUUGACCCGUAGCACAUACAGCUAUAGUAUAUAUAUAAUAUACCGGUAAUCAUUUAAUUAA
This is a messenger RNA of Ornithodoros turicata, 6621 nucleotides long. RefSeq lists its product as uncharacterized. Bases 81 to 6572 code for a protein of 2163 amino acids. Gene Ontology annotation, cellular component: plasma membrane. The record is from RefSeq and is a predicted model, not a curated record. Lineage: Eukaryota; Metazoa; Arthropoda; Arachnida; Ixodida; Argasidae. The transcript is spliced from 3 exons. Gene Ontology annotation, biological process: protein processing. Gene Ontology annotation, molecular function: metalloendopeptidase activity.